UUAUUCUGCUUGAGUUUGCUUAAGUCCACUCAGAAUGCAACCUUCAUUCUGGAUUCAAUUCCAACUGGGCCGAAAUCAUUGUGGUCUCUGAUUGGCUGCAAUGAAGCCGUCCACCCGCCUCCACAGGACUCUUCCCGUAUUCAUGUUUCUGACUCCUCCUACCAGGGCGGUGCUGAGCGUCAACGUGCGGAAUGACGUUGGCUGCAAGCAGUCAGUGAUGGCGGCGCAGCGGGGCGGCGGUCCCAGUUCUUCUCGGCCCGCAGCGGCUGCGGAUCACUCGGUUCUGGUCGUAGUGGGAGCGCUCCAGCCCAGCGGACCGCUGGAUUUCGUACUGCGACAGAUAGAAGCAGGUUUGCGCUGCUGGCAGGCGGAUCUAGAUGUUGCGGUUCUGGAUCAGCAGCUAAAGCUCUUCGUGUCGAGACAUUCGGCUUUUCUGUCUGAAGACGUCCGAGGUCAGCGGACCCUGCAGCACCAGGGAGAGGUUCUGGACACCCAAGUGGUUCUGAACCCGACCCAGAGCUUGGUCUGCUCAGAGGUCCAGCGGCUCCUCUGCGACCCGUCGCGCCACAAGCUGCUGGUUCUGGCGGGUCAGUGCGUGGAGAGCAGCGGAGAGCUGGUUCUGCAGCAGGGCGGAUUCUCCAGCCGGGAUCUGGCCCAGAUCCUGGCCGGUGACGAGGUGGUGGAGCUGCUGGGUUCUGCUGACCCGGUUCUGAAGGCCCGUCUCACCCUCAGCUGCCCGGCCCAUUGCUUCUGGACCGACUCGGAGCUGCAGAACCUGCACGUCCCGGUCUGCAUGCGGAUCAACCCGGGCCUGGUUCUGCCGGAGAUGGAGGGCCUGCAGGAGUUCACGGAGUACCUGUCGGAGUCGCUGGAGCCCGGCUCGCCCUUUGACCUCCUGGAGCCGCCUGGCACCGCCGGCUUCCUCAAGCUGUCGCGGCCCUGCUGCUACGUGUUCCCCGGGGGCCGCGGUGACUCCGCCUUCUUUGCUGUCAACGGCUUCAACGUUCUGGUGAACGGCGGCUCAGACCCGCGCGCCUGCUUCUGGAAGCUGGUCCGGCACCUGGACCGAGUCGACUCGGUGCUGCUGACCCACAUGGGCGAUGACAACCUGCCGGGCCUGAACACGUUACUGCUCAGGAAGGUGGCUGAGCGGAACCAGGAGGACGGGGAUAACCGGGUCAGGAACCUGGUGUCCCCGGAGCUCGGCGUGGUGUUCUUCAACGCCCCCGGCAGACUAAAGUCCGUCCGUCCAGUACCAGGCCAGCUGCGCGGCUGUGACCAGGCGGCUCUCGCCCUGCUGACCCUCCAGAAGCUGGGAGUGACUCCAGAACCUUUGAGCAGGCCCAGCGGGCCCGCCGUAGAGCCGCUGAUCCUGUUCCAGAAGAUGGGAGUGGGCCGGCUGGAGUUGUAUGUUUUGAACCCGGUCCGCGGGUGCAAGGACCUGGAGGCUCUGAAGCAGCUGUGGCCCAACGAAGCCGACUCAGGAGCUGCAGAGCUACCUCUGACCUGCCGGGUGUCCAUCUGCGCCUUGCUGGUCUGGCACCCAUCCAGAACCCAGGACCGGAUUGUCCGAGUUCUCUUCCCUGGCUGCACACCACAGGCCAAGAUCCUGGACGCUCUGGACAAACUCGCUCAUCUGGAUUUCCUGAAGCAGCCGACUGUCAGUCUGGAGGCACUGGAAGUGUCCAAAACCCAGAAGCCAUUGAUCCGCCAAGAAAGUCGCGAAAGUCUCAAGUCCCAGUCCAAAGACCCAAGACCCAACGGUGCCUUACAGAAAGACAGACGGAUCGAAGUCCGAAAACCUGAGCUGAAGACCAAGACCAAAGCAGGAGGGGACGCCACGUCCAAGGAUGCAGAAGAAAAGACCCAGAUAAAGGAUGCAGAUCUGAAACCAAAGACCACAAAAGCUGCUGAGAAACCAAAUUCAAAGAGGGAUGGAUCAAAGGAGGAUAAGAAGGAUGUGAAAAAGAAGGACGAGAAGGUGUCUGCUGCUUCUGGCAAGAAAGAAGAGGCCUCGGAAAAGAAGAAGGAAGCUGCAAAGAAGGACGCCACAAGUCUGAAGACCAAGAAGGAAGCGAAACCAGAACCAAAGAAAGACAACAAGAAGGAAGGUAGAACCGAGGAGAAGAAACCUGCAAAGUUACUGGUUAAAGAAAUAAAGAGAACCGAUGGAACCACUUCCUUAACCGGAGCUACUGAACAAAGGAAAGCUACGGGUAAAACCGGGAGUGUGAAAAAGGGUGGGAUGCUUCCAAAGAAAGAUGCCUUCAACAAGGAGACGAGUAGGAAGUCGAGAUCCCAGGAAAACCAGAAGACUUUAACGGCCGAGGACACUACGGUGGAGUUUAACAAACUGGAGGAUGCCAACGGGAACAGAUGCCCAAAAAUUGCUGGGGUGUCCAAGGAGACUUCCCUCAAUGGGAACCAGAUCUCCACCACAGAGAGUCCAGAGAAGUUCCACUCUGUUGAGACGGAUCCGGUUAGCGCCACCUCACGUAUCACCAGAACACCAAAAGGUGACCUCAGCGUGAACUUUGACCUUAGUCCAGCAAUGUUCCGGGUUGCAGAGGGUUCCCCCAGAGUCCGGGUAGAGAAGACCCUGGAGCUGUUUUCUCCUGCAGACUCUGCUCCAACCAGUGCCGGACACACUCCCUUCCACCCGUCCCCUGAAGACACGCUGGGUCUCAGCAGCCCGGGCGCCCGGGGAUCCAGUCUGGGCUUUGAAGACUACAACCAGACCGGAUCAUGCAGAACCUCGGAGGUCAGCUCUCUGCGGGAAGGUGUGGAGAACUCCACAUCGUCUCAGGAUAAAUGCUCCAGCCUCCUGAGUCCGGCCAGGGACUCCUCCCCCACCAUGACGUCCAUGCCGGCGGAGGUCGGCUCCCCCCACUCCACCGAGGUUGAUUGUUCCCUCUCGGUCUCCUCAGAGCCGGUCCCCUCUGCCGGUGCCUCAGAAUGCGCCAACACGAUUCUUCCCGGUGGGCCCACCCUGAACGGACGCUGUGGUUCCGGGGAGAAUGUCCGCGGGGUGUCGGGACUCCCCUCUGAGGUUCCCCACAAUGUUGACCUCUGCCUGGUGUCUCCUUGUGAGUUCCAGCACCACCCGACUUCCGGUGCCUCACCAGACCUAUCCGACAAUGACCCCUCCCCUCCCACCUCGGCCUGCAGCCAGGAGACCCCACCCACAUCGGUCAGCGACUCCCUGCCUACCGCCACGGACUCCGACUUGCCCCCCAGCACCGAGGAGUGUCCCUCCAUCACCGCUGACCUGGACUCUGAUGAAGACUCCGGCUUCCUCCGUCAGGCCAGUGAUCUUCCCAGUCAGCACUUCCUGCGGCGUACGGGACUCGACCCGCCACCUGCACCGGUUAAAGACCUGCCCCCUCUGCCGCUGCAGCGUGGCGCCUGCAUGGCCGACCCCGAGGCUGACCACGCCCUUAAGGCGUCCAGCGCCAGAAAGAAGCCUCUGCAGAGAACCACGUCAGGAAGCAGCCGGUCCAAAGCCGGUUCCCCCGGCUCCCUGAGGACCGGCCUCAACUCCAGACCUUCGUCACGGAGUUUGCCUGGUGGAUCCAAGGUCAUGCCUUCAAGACCGUCAGGUUCUGCUGGUCCUGAAGGUCCUGUGGUUUACGUGGACCUGGCUUACCUGCCGUCUGGCUCCGCCUCCUCCACCGUCGACCACGGCCUGUUCAAACGCCUGCGUGCUUCGUAUUACAUCAUCAGCGGCGACGACCCGGCGAAGGAGGCGGCGAUGAGGAGGAUCCUAGACGGCCUGCUGGCGGGGAAGAGCACCUGGCCCGACGAUCCGGUGACCCUCAUCCCCACCUUUGACUCGCUGGCCAUGCACGAGUGGUACCAGGAGACGCACGAGCGGCAGCAGCAGCUGGCGGUGACGGUGCUGGGCAGCAACAGCACCGUCGCCAUGCAGGACGAGACCUUCCCCGCCUGCAAGGUGGAGUUCUGAGCCGGGCUCCGCCCACCUCCCGGCAGGACGCAGCCGCUGUACCAGUUAGAAACGUUUGCUCGCUACUUUCCUCACCAGUGUGACAUCAUUGUGGUCUCCCCCAGGACCCACUGGAACAGAACCAGCAGCUAGAACCCAUCCUGUGGAUCGGAACCUGGAUGGUUGAGACGUUUUGACUAAAACGGUUCGGAUUAAAAUUAGCAUUAAACGCUACGAUUAGCCCGCCGCUCAGUGUCAGCAUUAUGUUAAAAUCUUGUUCCUCAGUCAUCGACAUAAUCACCAGGUAGCCGCACCGUUUCCACGGCAACGCCGCUGACGCCACAAAAUGCUACGUAUAUCACACGCACCACUUUCACCACAGGAGCAGAGGUGAAAGGUCGUAAAGAAACAUAAAAAACAUCGUAAAGAAUCAUCGGACCAAAUCGUAACGAAACAUUGUAAAAAACCGUUGACACAUUAAAAUUAAACACUGUAAAGAAAUGUAGGAAGGAAACACAGGAAGAUGCAGACGGAAGGAAAACCCAACUGAAUAGCCAUGCUAAUGCUAAAGCUAGUGCUAAGCUAGCGACCAUUCGUCAUCGUGAAGAGCAGAACUUUAGUUUAGAAGUUUAAGCCAAUAAGCUGCUGCGCUGAUCCAGCUCUGCUAGUUCUGCUUGUUCCAAUGCCAACAUUAAUAUUCACGGCCAUGCUGGUUCUGCUACGGUUCUGGUUCCGGCCGACCCAGUCGAUCCUGGGUCUUCAUCUGCUGAUGAACUGGGACUCUGGUUCUGACCUGUCAACUUCUGAACAGAACCCAGUAAUCAUGGUUGUGCUGCGGUUCUGAAAGUCUCAGGUUCUGUUGGCGGUUCUGUUCCUCCUGAAGGUUCUGACCCGGUAGGCGGAUGAACUGUUUUCUGGUCGGUUCUGAUGCCUCCCCAGGUUCCGUCCACGCUGCCGCCGGCUGCAGCAGCAGUGCAUCCUGGGAGCUGUAGUCAGUGUUUCUGCCUGUUUAAAUGAAUCCUGACUGAAUUCACCUAUUUAUUUAAUUUAACUGUGAUGUCACAAAGUGUCCUUUAGGGCGGCGCCGUCCGUCCGAGCCGCUUGCCGCCUCUUAAAGCCACAGAAUGUUUUUAUGCUCCUGAUGGAACCAGAACCUGCUAAUGUGGUUCUGGAGUGCCGUUGGGUCCUUUAGCUCCGCCCCCUCACCUGUCUGCUUCCUGGAACACUAAGGAUGGCCUUUCAGAAUAAAAGUAGCUGUUGAACA
Messenger RNA from Xiphophorus maculatus (southern platyfish), 5207 nucleotides. It is a transcript of the gene map1sa, whose product is annotated as microtubule-associated protein 1S-like. Gene Ontology annotation, cellular component: neuronal cell body; cytosol; dendrite. Lineage: Eukaryota; Metazoa; Chordata; Actinopteri; Cyprinodontiformes; Poeciliidae. The transcript is spliced from 7 exons. Gene Ontology annotation, biological process: dendrite development; microtubule cytoskeleton organization; axonogenesis. Bases 101 to 3964 code for a protein of 1287 amino acids. Gene Ontology annotation, molecular function: microtubule binding; actin binding. The record is from RefSeq and is a predicted model, not a curated record.